Chilo suppressalis (striped riceborer) is the source of this 12395-nucleotide messenger RNA. NCBI's taxonomy places the organism in Eukaryota, Metazoa, Arthropoda, Insecta, Lepidoptera, Crambidae. The record is from the annotation of a GenBank genome assembly.
CUAACUAGUCUGUGCGUAACUGCCAAUUGUUUUGAAUUACAAUUACAGUUUACCGGGAUGUUGUGAUAGAAAUAAAAUUAAUUACGUUUAUCCAGGGUAACAAUUUGUGCUUUAAUUGAUGAGGUAAUUAAUACAAUUACAAUAAUACCAGAAUGGACGUGUUUGCUUUAAUGGGCGACAACAAAGAGGAAAAAGAAAAACAUAUAGGCAGAAUUGAUGACUGUGAUGCUGAUGUUCGUAAGACAGCACAGGAAAUGGAUUUAAUAAGACAAAGAACUAUUGCAUACGAGUAUUUGUGUCGUUUGGAAGAGGCUAAGUUAUGGAUGGAAGCUUGCUUGAAAGAAACAUUACCUCUUGCUACCGAGUUUGAGGAGAGCUUGCGCAACGGUGUUUAUUUAGCAAAACUUGGGCACUUUAUUGCUCCUGAUUCUUUGCCCAUAAAUAAAAUAUAUGAUCUUGACUUGAGACGUUAUAAGGUUGUGGGAUUACAGUUUAAACACACUGAUAAUAUAAACAAAUUUUUAGAAAUUUUGAAACAUACUGAACUGCCUCAGACAUUUCAACCAGAAACAACUGAUAUUUAUGAUAAGAAAAAUAUGCCCCGUCUUAUAUACUGCAUUCAUGCACUAAGUUCCCAUCUGUUUAAAUUAGGCAAAGCUCCACUUAUACAUGAUGUUUUUGGAAAGGCAGUUUUUACUGAUGAAGAAUUAGACAUAAUUACUAAAGAUUUACAAAAAUGUGAACAUCCGCUGCCAUUGUUUCAAAAGAUUGGUGGAUUGUUAUCAAGAAAUAACACAGAUGAUUCCCAUACAUUCCACGAUGCUGUAGUUGAAUUAAAUAAAUUGUUAGAUACUGAAAAAUCAAUCACAUCUGCUAUUCUCAAUCCACAUUUAAAAUUAAAAUAUGUUCAAAAUCGUCUAAUAAGCGAAUAUAAAUCUGUGUUACAAGUAGCAAGAUAUGAGAAAAUAAAAGCUGCACAUAAUCAUUCCUUAAAUGAAAGUUACAUGCCAGAUGAUUAUGAUGAAUUACUUACCCAAAUUGAAAUUCAAGGACAUAUUAUCUCUGUAAAUUAUAAAUAUUUGUGGAAAAAUGUAUGUACGGCAUCAUUGAAUAAUGACUUGAAUGUAUUACAUAAAGCUUUUAAUGAGGAGUGGGUUAAAAUAAAAGACUACAAUAGUCACAAUCUAGAUUUUUAUUGUGAUGUCGUAAGAGAAAUUAUAGAAUGCAACAAAGAUAUUGAUGUGGAAAGUGUCACAAAUUGGCAUAAAAUAUUUCAGAACAUUAUAAACGAAGGUAACAGAAAAUCUGCUGAUCACAUUGAACAUAAGAAUGCUAUUGCAUAUGUAAAUAAAGCUUUAGACGAAGGAAGUCCUGAUAAUUUGUAUAAGGCCUUGACUAACGUUCAUUUGGAGUUAAAUUUUAAAGUAGAUAAAUAUAGUAUACCUUUACUGUUUGAAGAAAUGAAAUUGGAAAAAUGUGAAUUAGAUAAGAUUUUAAAUGAAAGUGAAAUUGCUGUUUCUGUGUCCUACCUUACUGCAGUAGCUGCUAUAUCUCAGGCUGUAGAAAGAGGAGACGAAGUAGCCUGCUGGAAGUUGUUAAAUUCAAAUCAAGUCAAUAUUGAAGGAUUGCGUCCUCAUUGUCGACGUAGAUACCUGUCGGCCCUAGUAACUGCAAUGCAAGUUAAAAUUAGAGAGCAGUGUGCUUGCCCUUUGCUUACUUUGGAAGAUAUUCGUGACACCAUUGAUAUGGUAAAUAUGAAAGAUGAUGAAAAUGAAGAAUUGGUAUCAGUUAUAAAUAGUAUUAAUAAGGCUGUUAUAGAAGAAGAUAGUAACACUCUAAUGAACCUUCUGAAGAGUUCGUCUUUGCAAAUAACAACUUCACUUCACAAAGAAGAACGACACCUGUAUCUGCGCAUUUUAAAAAAGAAACUUGUCCAAAGGGAGUCUCAAAGUCUUUGGUUGGAUGAUAUUGUAAAUACUAUUAAUGAUGUUAAUGAAGAAUCCCUGAAAGUAAAGGAGCUCACUGAUUCUUUAGUUCAUUUGAAUUUGGCAAUUGUUAAGAAGGACAUUAAUGAAUUUUGGCAUGCACUUUUAAGUCCUCUGCUUAGUGGUUUAGAAAUAAUUGAACCUACAUGUAAAGAUAUUUAUUUCCACAUGUUUUGUAAAGCUCUAAAAAAGAAAGGCCAGAAUAUAUGCCCUUGGAUUGUGUGUCAUACUGAUGCUGGUAACACAGUUUAUGUAGAUAUUGAAUCAUACACUUAUAGUUGGAAUACACCUAAAGACUUUGUUCCAUAUGCCCGGUACUUGACAAGGAAAGAUGUGAUUGCAAUUAUACAGAAAACUAAUAAAAAUCAUGUGAAUAAAUAUAAACAAACUAUUUUGGAGCAUUGCAUUGUUAACUUCCAAGCAUAUUGUAGAGGGUAUCUAUAUAGGAAACAAUUAAGUGAAAGAUAUGAAUAUUUCAGUGAAAAUAUCAGGUACAUUAUAAAAAUUCAAGCCUGGUGGAGAAGGAUUGUAAUUGAAAGAAAAUUUGGAACUUUGAUAAAAAUGAAAACAAUAGAAUCCAAACUGAAACAAGAAAGGAAACAGAAUCCAUGGGUGUGGUAUAAAAUUCAGGAAAAAAAGAUAAUUAAAAUACAGGCAUUAUGGCGCGGGCGCAGGGCGCGGCAGGCGUUUACAUCUCUCUUUCAUUCUGCUAAUCCUCCUCUUAAAGCUGUAAAGAAGUUUAUUCCAAUGCUUGAUUUUUCAACGCAAGAUUAUGACAGAGAAAUAGAGUUACAAAGUUUAAAAUCGGAAGUUGUACAAUCAAUGAGGAAAAAUCAAGAACUAUCUAAACAAAUUGACGACAUGGAUUUGAAAAUAGGCCUUCUCGUACAGAACCGUAUUGCCUUACAAGACGUGGCUGCACAUGGCCUAAAGUUAAAUAAUUUGGUUAAACACAAUUCAAUGACAAAGUUGGUUUUUCAAAAUCGAUCUGAAGGUAAAGGUUCAUUUAUGACAAUUUCUACGGCUGUAAAAGGGCUGAAAUCAUUAACUAAGGAAAGUAAAAGGUUGCUUGAUGGGUACCAGCAUUUGUUCUAUGAAUUGCAAACAAAUCCGACAUAUUUAUCUAAGCUCCUUUUUUGCAUACCCCAAAAUAAGACCAAUAAUUUCGUACAGAAUGUUGUAUUGAGUUUGUACAAUUUCGGGGCGUACGCCAGAGACGAAUACCUAUUAUUAAAACUAUUCAGAUUCACAUUGGACGAAGAAAUAAGUUGCAAAGUGGUCAUGCCUUAUGAUAUCAUUUCAUCCACACCUUUGGUUUUAAAAAUGGCCGUCAAUCUAUCAAGGCAGUUAUCAGGACUUAACAGUUUAAAAACUAUAUUGGGUCCUUUGAUCGAGAAAAUUUUGAAUGACAGAAACUUAAACAUAGAAACUGGACCAAUAGAAAUAUACAAGGCAUGGAGAAAUGAAAGUGAAAUGAAAACAGGACAGAUAUCAUCACUACCAUUUUCUGUUACUCAAGAUGAAGCUCUUAAGUAUCCAGAAGUGAAAGCGAGGCUGGAGACUGCAUUGGCCAAACUGAAAACUGUUGUAACAAUAUUUUUGGAUAGAAUCACCAAGUCUACUGAACUCUUUCCUUUCUGCAUCACUUAUAUGGCAAGAGUUCUACAUAGAGCUCUCUCUUCGAAAUUCCCCCAUACGCCGGAAAAGGACAUUUUGAAAGUUAUAGGAAAUUUGGUGUAUUACCAAUUUCUUAAUGCGGCAAUUGUUGCCCCUGAUGCAUUCCACAUUGUGAAUUUAGCAAACGGCUGUGGUCUUACGACGGAUCAACGGAAAAAUUUAGCUUCAGUAGCGAAAAUUUUACAUUUCUCUGCAGCUAAGAAAGGAUUUGGAGAAGAAUCUCGUCACUUGCAGUGCUUGAAUCCUUUUAUAGUGGAAUGUCAUGAAAAAAUGAAGGAUUUAUUCAGGCGAUGUUGCCGAGGUCCCACUUUAGAGGAAUACUUUGCUGUUGAUGAAUACACUGAGGCGACUCUGCUCAAUCAUCCUCACAUUUAUAUAACUGUUCAGGAAAUAGUAGACACACAUGCGCUUCUUGUCGAAUAUCAAGACAUCAUAGCACCGGACCACCGCGAUAGACUCAAUGAGCUUCUCGACGAUUUAGGGGAAGUGCCUUCAGUCGCUCAACUAGCAUCACGUGAUGUUGACACGCAAAUAGGCGAAUCAAUGGAAGAGAACGCAAGGCUAGACGUAUGCCUAGCACUUGUAAACAAAUUCCAGGCACCAGCCGAUGAUAUGACAGAUUUGAAUAAACUAUUUAUCAAAACAAAAGAACUGUGUGUUGCUAUAAUCCCGUUUUUAAAUGGUGAACAUCUACUGGAAGCAUUAUGUAUUGGUACUACGAAAGAUCAGCAAGAUCAAUACGCCAAAAAAGUGCAAAAACGUAUUUACUCUGGUCAAGCAAAGCCAGACGAGGUUAUGACUUUGAGAGAGCAUAUAGCAAAGUUACGGCGCAAUUUACAAAUGCUUGAGGACGAAGGUUACGUCACCAGAGAGGAUGGGUACCAAGCAUUGAUAACCUCCAUUGCUCUUGAUCUCUGUAACAAAGGCAAAUACCGACAAGCACAGAAAAGAGCUUUGUCGACACUCACAAGGACGAAACAGAGUUUGUUGGAGAAAACUAAAUAUUAUGAAGAGAAAUGUAAAUCAUACGACCAGUAUAUAAGGUCUUGCCUUGCAAAUCUUCAUGCUGGUAAAAGAAGUGUUCAUGCAUGUUUGAGGAGACCCGGCAAAGACAUCAAAAAGUUAAAGUCGAAACUGACUGCUAAAUACUCUGGUGCUAAAUUAAUGGAAAAGGGUGUUCUACUGGAGAUAGACGGCCUCUCAUCUAAUCAAUUCAAAAAUGUACAGUUCGACAUCACUCCUACUGAUCACAAUGGUGUUUUCACAAUUAGAGCUAAGUUUAUGGGUGUCGAAAUGGAAUCAAUAGAAAUAGACAUUCAGGAUUUAUUACAGAAACAAUACGAGGGUUGUGCUAUUAUGGACCUAUUUGGAAAGGCGAAAAUUAAUGUUAAUUUACUAAUAUUUUUAUUAAACAGCAAAUUUUAUGGUAAGGUCUAGGCCACGGAAUUUCAAAUUUGAAGUACUACAUCACUAACAUGUAUUCUUUAUAAGUAUUAUAUAAGUUUAAACUAUUGAAUACUCGAACGAACUUUUUAAUUUCCUAAUGAUAGUUUAUUUUUAAUACUUAUUUCUUAUAGCUAAAAACUAAGUAAGUACUAUCGGCCAAUUUGAUACCUACCCCACCUUAUGCUCGUUUUCUUAUAGUCAAAGAUCCGAACUAAAAACGAUCUUCACCGAGCUGAUAAUAGAAUGAAUCAUAUUUUAUAACAAAUUUAGUAUGUUAGAAAAUAUGUUGAAAAUGGGUUGCCUAAAAAAAUCCUGGACAGACAAUUUUUAAUUAUUUAAAAAAAAAUGUUUUAUUUUUAUUUUUGCAACAUCAAGAUAAUAAGAAAAUUUUUACCCUGACUUAAAGUAUGAAACGUAUAGAAUGUGCAGCCGUUGGGUUGCCUAUUAUUUACCUGGACAAACUACUCGGUUGUCAGGUAUAAACAGGUAUGUCGAUGCCAGUUACCUUCACUCGAUUAGAUAAUCGAAAAAAUUUUAUAUCAAUAUGAGCGUUGUUUUAUUGCGAACACGGUGAUAUAGGGUUGUCUACAAAAAACUUGGUCUUAAUAGGGGUUUGCGAAUUUUGAAGAUUUUUAUUUUAACGCGAGUGGAAAUGUGUGACAGAGAGAUCCGAAUUGAGUAUAGCGUGUAAUAAUAAAGGACACAACAUGGCACAACUGACAUUUAAGUUGUAAAUAAUAAUAAUUAUAAUAAUAUUAUUAUACUAAAAUAUUAAACAAUAAAACCUCAAUUAAAUAAAUUAAUAAAUAUAUAUAAAUGAAUUUACUUAUUGACUUAUAAGUAUCAUUAUAUAUUUAUACAAGUUUUUGUAACUCAAAAUAUAAUGACGUAAAUAAUACAAAUAUCAAUAUAUUGAAAUUUUUUUUUCUCUUUCUGGAAAAAAUUAUGAGAAACAAAGUGGACAGCCGAAAAUUCAAAUUCAUGGAUAAAAAAAAAGAUAGACUAAAAAUCUUGUAUUACGUUUGAAAAUUAUAAGAGCAUAAAUACAAAAAUAAUAUCAAUAAAAAAUAAAUUAUAAUAAAUAUUUUCUAUUCUAUAUCUGAUUCAUCAGAAGUAUAAUUUUGAUUCUCGAAUGCAUCUGACUCAUUAUUCGUUUCUUCCUCAAUUUCUUCCAUUUCGACAAUGUCCUGGAUUUUCAAAGGAGUUUGAUCUCCGAUAAAACCAGUUGGUUUUAAAAAAUCAUCUAAAUGCCAACCGUAGCUUUCGGGGUUUAAUUUCGCACAUACAGCAUCAGUUGCAUUAAGCCACAUAGAAUUUACAUAUAUAGUUCUUAAAAUUGUUUGUAGCAGGGAUUCAAUUCGGAUCUCUCUGUCACACAUUUCCACUCGCGUUAAAAUUAAAAUCUUCAAAAUUCGCAAACCCCUAUUAGGACCAAGUUUUUUGCAGACAACCCUAUAUCGCCGUGUUCGCAAUAAAACAACGCUCAUAUUGAUAUAAUUUUUUUUCGAUUAUCUAAUCGAGUGAAGGUAACUGGCAUCGACAUACCUGUUUAUACCUGACAACCGAGUAGUUUGUCCAGGUAAAUAAUAGGCAACCCAACGGCUGCACAUUCUAUACGUUUCAUACUUUAAGUCAGGGUAAAAAAUUUCUUAUUAUCUUGAUGUUGCAAAAAUAAAAAAAUAAAAUAUUUUUUGUCUGUCCAGGAUUUUUUUAGGCAACCCAUUUUCAACAUAUUUUCUAACAUAUUAAAUCUUUAUAUAUAUAAUUCUUCUGUGAGUGUGUAUGUCACUGAACUUCUCUUAAACGACUGAACCGAUUUUGAUGAAAUUUGUUGUGUGUGUUCAAGGGGAUCUGAGAAUGGUUUAGAUUCACAAUUUUGUCCGCUGGACAACCCCUAUUUUUUUAGGGCGGUACGAAGUUCGCUGGGUCAGCUAGUUUGUUAUAAAAUAUGAUUCAUUCUAUUAUCAGCUCGGUGAAGAUCGUUUUUAGUUCGGAUCUUCUACUAUUAUUAAAGUUCCAAUACCAUAAGAUAGAAUUUCACAUUUAAGUUAGUAUGUAUCAGAAUAAAAUAUAGCUUUUGUUAAAAGCAUGUUAUACCAUAGUUUAUCCUAAUAAUAGAAGUUAAAAUACAUAGUUUCUAUGACAAGUAGGUAGAUGAUUUCAAUUUUAUUUAAAGGACAAUCUACUGCGGUUGAUAACAAAAAAAAAUCUAGCAUCUUUGAUUUAUUUAAAUAUAUUGAAUCUGUUACUGAAUGGUCUUAAGUGCAUUAUGUAUUAAAAGUUGUUAUAACAAUUUGAAGCGAAUUAUUUGAAGGGCCAUGAAUCAAUUUGUUCGAUAGUACUUAUACUAUCUUUGCGAUAUUAUCACCGUCGGGUUUGGCUCAUACAUACAUAGAUUUGGUGGUAUGGCCAGGUUAUCCUACGAUUUUCUCGUCCAUGGAAAUUACUUAGCUUAGCAAAAGGUUCUCAAUGUUACACUUAAAUAUACCUAACAUCAAAAUAUUGAAUGCGAAUAUUAUAUUAAACUAAUAUUUCAUGUAAAACAUGCAGUAUUUACAAAAUUAUGACUGCGAGGAGUUUAUUUCCGAGAUUUCUCGCGCUCCUUGCGUACGUCACUUGUCCAGGGAUGCGUUCAAUACCUACGCUCUUAAGUGCCAUAUUUUACCCUGACGCAGGCCUCCGUCAGUCCAUGUGCUUGCGCGCGUUAAUUACCUACCGAACGAUGUCAAUGAUCAAAUAGUCAGUGGGCUGUUGCAAGCGCUUGUUAUCGUACGCUCUUCGCUGUGCACUGUAAACAUUGAAUUAUUUGUAUACUGUACUUAUUAUUAAAUACUGCAAAUAAGUUUAAUGCAGACCUUUAAUAUUACGGUAUAUUCUACUUUGGUUAUUGUUAAAUACUGUAAAUAAUAAAAGGCUGCAUUAGGCCAGGCAACGUGGACUAUUGCCUUAACUCCUUCAUACGAAGGCAAAUCUAUAUUCCAGCAGUGGAGAAUUAUGGACUAAAGAUGAUGAGAUUUAUAACUUUUAGGUUAGAUUAUAGUCCCGAGUUCCAUAUUAUAAUACUAAUCAUAUAUAAUUGAGUGUUUAGUUUAUCAUUAAUUUACAUUACAAAUCAUAAACAAGCCAUUUAGGCACAAUUUUUGUGUGUGAACAAUAUUUUUAUCGUACCAGCAGCCAUGGCAUCACCUUUGAUUGCAGCAAUGCCGCGCGGCUGCGAAUCGGUAACAACUUUAUUAGUCGAGCGUAUAAUUUAGUAUGUAGCGGUCGCUGACGCGUGGCGGCGGGAUGGAGUAGGCUAUUAUAGUUGUAGAUAUACGAAUUAUUGUAGGGAGCGAUUUAUCUGUUGCGUAGUAACUAUUAUGUAAUCUGUGCCUGAGGUUUCAAUUUUGACAUAAAAUGUAUGAAGCUAAUGUCAACUUUGACAUUUAUUGCAUCUAGAGCGUAGGUUUUGAACGUAGCCCUGGGGCCGCGACACAACAAGGGCCGUCAUCGCAUGUUCGCGGGUCGCUAUCGUUUUUAAAUAAUGUUGUGCGAAAAUGCAUACUUCAUAUUUAAUUUUUCCAACCAUUUUAAAGAUAGAAAAAAGUAAAAAUACAGGUUUUAUGUAAUAUUUUUAGAUUACUUUGGCAUUUUUAGAAAAAAGAACUUUUGUUAUCGUCAUUGCCGCACUCGGAGAAAAUAAUUAGAUUUAACGCUUCAUUAAUGAAGACGCAUGUCGUCUUAUUCUUUCAUUACCACAUAGUGACAGCAUUCAGUUUGAUCAAAGUUACAAGUUAAUUGACGUAUCUGAGUACGGCCAUAAGAGUUCUGCAGUGACAGAAACUAUAUAGUCCGAGAGCCGGCUGUAUAAAAAUCCUAUGGAUCAGAAUUACUUAAAUCAUUUUUGGGGUAUAAAUAAUAAAGCCAUAGGUCUAGAGGUCGACACCCCUGAAGUUGCUUGAUUUUGCCCGCAUGCAAACUUAUGACGUCACUUCCGGUUUUUAUUUUAGGUGUAAUUGUAAUUUAUCAAAUACAUCAAGAAAAUGUAUGUCAAUCGAAAGUUUUUGAUGAGUAGAAUAGAAAUGUCUAGGUUUGACAAGCUCUAUUUAUUAGCUACCCCGAGUCGACCACCAUUAAAAAAAAAACUUUAGUGAUUGUCCCUUCUCCGUCCCUGGUGGCAGCAGCACAAUUUUGUAAAAGAGCCCUUUUACAAAAUUGUGCCGCUGCCGUACUGAUCGGCGCGUAGGUAGAUUUGCACUAUACUAGUGCAAAUCUACCUACGAAACAUCACCCGUAACAUGCAAUAUAUACAUUGCAUGUUACGGGUGAUGUUUCGAGUCUUAUAAAAUAAUUAGGUAUUAAUACACUAAUUAUAAAAAUAUUUACGUAUUUCAGUAGUUCAAUGAUGGUAGAUUAGUUUUACGAAAGUUUUUGAUAGUAUUUCUAUUAAUUCUAUAUUAAAAUACGAGGUAAACCUGAAUUAUUUUUUGGGAAAACUCACGGAGGUUAGAUGUUUUUUUGAUUAUUAAUGAGAUGGAAAAUCAAAAUUAUAAUACAUUAUCUAUGUUACAACAAAAACAUAUUUCUGAUGUCGUAGUAAUUAAUUUGAUCUAAUUUAUUAAACAUUAUUGAGAGAUUGAGGCGUUUGAAGUUGUGCAUAUUAUCGUUUUUCCGUAAACUAGCUGCAGUAGAACGAUCAGUACAAAAAAAGGAAAAUAGUGUUUGCAAAUAUUCAACAUUAACUUACAAAAGGAAGAAUAAAACUACUGUUUACUUCUAUUGGAAAUAGUCAAAAUCUUUUCUAAGGGGGUAAACGAGGCGCUCAAAAAUUAAGAUUUUUGGAAAAAAAUGUGAAGGGGCUCUUAAGUCAUCGAAUACAUGGAUUUGUUUACGAUUUUCUGAAAGUAGAACCUCUCAAAUGACUGAAAAAAAUUGGUCGACACCUUUUAUUUGCCCGGAUUUGACUGUCGACUUAACUAAGUCGACAGUUGGAUGUGGGUAAAUAAAAGGGGUCGACCAAUUUUUUUUAGUAAUGUUAGAGUCAAAGAAUUAAUUGGAAAAAACAAAAUAUUUAUGUAUUUGAAAAAGAUAUGCAGAUAAUUAAAUAAUUAAACAUGCAAAGAGGUGAAACAUCGAAUACAUGGAUUUGUUUACGAUUUUCUGAAAAGGAGCAUAGGCUCUUUAAUUCUUCAUAUUUAGUCGACACUCAGAUCCGGGCAAUUAAAAGGAGCCGACCAAUUUUUUUCAGGCAUUUGAGAGGUUCUAGUUUCAGAAAAUCGUAAACAAAUCCAUGUGUUCGAUAGCUUAAGAUAAAUUAAAAAUAUUUUUUUUUGAUGGUCAACUCAGGGUAGCGAAUAAAUAGAGCUUGACGACCCUUAACAUUUAUAUUGUACUCAUCAAAAACUUUCGUUUGACAUACAUUUUCUGGAUGUAUUUGAUAAAUUACAAUUACACUUAAAAUAAAAACCGGAAGUGACGUCAUAAUUUUACAUGCGGGUAAAAUCAAGCAACUUCAGGUGUGUCGACAUCUAGACUUAUGGCUUUAUUGUUCAUACCCCAAAAAUGAUGAUUCAUGUAUCUGAUCCAUAGGACUUUUAUAUAGCCGGCUCUCCGACUAAUAGCAAACUGUGCAUGUAAUACGAGUAUGAUUAUUUUUAUUUAUUGAUGAACUAAAAGUAUGUUUUGUGAUUUUAUUUUAUAGUUUUCCGUCUUUUUUAAAUUAUGAAGUAUUAGUCCAACACCAAAUAUUUUUUACAUUAUGUUAAUGCAUUUAAUAGAUAGGGAUUUCGUAAAUCAUAAGUUUAUUGUGGUAGGGUAUUUUAGUGAGUUACAUUACAAAAGUCGAGUUUCAAAAAGUCAGGAUUGUAGAAUAUUGGCUUUUACAUCAGGGGUCAUUCGCCUAAAGGAAAUGCUUUGGUAAACGCUAACGCUUACGAUUUCAUUUUGUUAUUUCUAGCCACCUGAGGUUUCAAAUGCCUCGCGCUCUUUUUUUUCUUUUGCAUUGGUAAUAACAAUAUUAAAAAAAUGAGCGUGAAGUAUUUGAAAACCUUCGGCGUUCAGAAAUAACAAAAUAAAAUCGAAAGUGUCAGCGUUUUCCAAAGCCGUUAGGCGAAUGACCUCUGGAUAUAGCUAAGAAAACAGGACCUCAUUAUAAUUUAAAUAAAAGUGACAUGUAUAUGUCCAAAAAAAUUGUAAUAACAUUCAAAAUAACUUUUAACGAUAAAUACUAUAGAAACUUUACUUAUUUAUUUAGAAAUUACUGACAUUUUGCAAAAGAGAGAUCUUCAAAAACAUUAGAUUAAAACAAAAAGGGAAGAUACGGUACGUUCAUAUUAGCAUCAGAUAUAAUAUGCUCCGACUCAACUACAUAAACAACUAUCACGCAACGCAAUCUUGCGAGCGAGACAGAACUGUACCUACGCUUCAACGCAGCGCGAGCGAAACGGCGAGUCCGCGUCGCUUGGCUUGGCGACUGCUUUUUCUCUCUACAAACGGCUGAGCUGUAUUGUUGUCCUUUUCUUGAUAAUAAAUGGCGAAAAAGUAAAUAACAGUCAUUACAAACCGUGAUUCUUACAGAGAAAAUAUGUUUUCAUAGUUUUACAAAUUAAAAGUGUUGCCGUGAAAUUUGUUAUUCGAUCUUGAACUAUUUGUGCUCUUUAUAAAAGCAUCGAAGACAUUGUUUUAUCUUUAUAACACAGAAUAUACGCAAUAUUGUUAUAUUGAGUGCACAUGCACCGUGUUUGAAUGAAUGUUUGUCCAAUUGUGAUUAAAGCGAAUUGUGGUCAUUGUUGAGCCGCAAGGGCCGUAUUUUCCCUUAUUGUUUUAAUCUAAGUCAACAACAUAGUUUUCAGUUGAAAUCGUAUUAUGUCAAUGUAAGCAACUUAAAAAAUAUUCUUAAUCUGGUAAAAAAAGUAAACAAACAAAUUUAACAAGUUAUAUUGAUGUAGGUACUCAAUCUUGCUAUAUGAUUAACCUUGUAUUGAAUUGCAUGUUUCUGAAUUAUAAAUAAAAUUGCAAUUUAGCUAGGUUUAUAUAAGUAGGUAGGAAACUACUCAAUGAGACACUGACUUUUUAAAACUGUGUACCUUUACUUAAUGUAAGGAUUUUAUUGUUUUCGUUUUAUCUACAGUGGAAAAAAUAUGUACCUAUUAUACGCAUACUGCGCAUAUAGAAUAAUUUUGAUCAUGACAUGAAUUCCAUUACAACUACUAUUACUAACUUAAAUUUAAUCAUUUGUUACUAAUUAGAUAGUUACUAAUAACUGUUUUGAUUAUAUUUUUUUUACAAUAAAUUAAACGAGGCUAAUCU